UUUCCACUAACCGAAUUUUCCUCUGAAAAUCAACCAGAAAAAGGAGAAAAGAAAAAAAGAAGUACGGAUUGGUUCAGAUCGAAAAGGAAGAUCAUCCCCAAACCCCUUUCUCCUAUCUCAUAGAUCUUCUAAACCUCUAUCCCAGGUAAUCACCGUGUGUAUAUAUCUCUCUCUUUAUAGAUCGACGUACGGAAUCGGGUAGGACAUGGGUUGCUCCUCUUCGGUUCCAGAUAGGAGUUUGGGACAGAAAGGAGGACUUAAUCCUGAAAGUGCUGUCACAAAUGAUCCUAAAAAUCUUCGGGUGAAGCUCGUACUUUUGGGUGAUUCUGGUGUUGGAAAAAGUUGCAUCGUUCUGCGUUUUGUCCGUGGUCAAUUUGAUCCAACAUCAAAGGUGACUGUCGGGGCUUCUUUUCUAUCUCAGACAAUAGCCUUGCAGGAUUCUACUACGGUUAAGUUUGAAAUUUGGGAUACUGCUGGUCAGGAAAGGUAUGCAGCACUUGCACCACUUUACUACAGGGGUGCUGCUGUUGCAGUUAUUGUUUAUGAUAUUACAAAUCCUGAUUCAUUCAUCAAAGCACAAUAUUGGGUUAAGGAAUUGCAGAAGCAUGGAAGCCCUGAUAUAAUCAUGGCUCUUGUUGGCAACAAAGCUGAUCUCCUGGAAAAACGAGAAGUCUCUGUCCAAGAUGCAAUUGAUUAUGCUGAAAAGAAUGGCAUGUUCUUUAUCGAAACUUCUGCUAAAACAGCAGAUAAUAUAAACCAACUGUUUGAGGAGAUUGCUAAGAGACUUCCUCGCCCACCUGCCUCUUGAUUGUCAAGCAUGGAAAAAGCAACAAUGCGCGAUAGAUUGCCGCUUACGUCUGUAAUAUUAUGUAAAUGAAAGAUUUCCAGCUUCUUCAUCUUCUCGCCGAGAUUAAUCUAAGUUUGACUAGAUGCUCUUCAAAUAUGUCUUGGAGGCACAGCUAUUACUUGAAUCUUCUGAUGGAGGCAUAUCUCAAAUGCCCAUUUCUACACAUUCUGGACUUGGAUGUGUGUUUUGAAAUAGUAUUGCGUGUUUUGUCAACUGCCAAAAUUAUCAUAUUUUACAUAUUCCCAUUUAAUUGAAGAUUAAUAUUUGAUGAACUA
Ipomoea triloba (trilobed morning glory) is the source of this 1122-nucleotide messenger RNA. RefSeq names its product ras-related protein RABF1. The transcript has 8 exons. NCBI's taxonomy places the organism in Eukaryota, Viridiplantae, Streptophyta, Magnoliopsida, Solanales, Convolvulaceae. Gene Ontology annotation, molecular function: GTP binding; GTPase activity. The record is from RefSeq and is a predicted model, not a curated record. The coding region runs from base 206 to 808 and encodes 200 amino acids.